AUGUCGGCCUCUCCACACGAAACGAGAGUCCAAGACUUUGCGUCCGCUCCACCCGCUCCCGACCAGCCAGAGCGGUCUGCCUCGGAUUCGGCCGCGCCUCCACAUUUGACCAUCGAUACGCAGCUCGACGAGCAGAGACGUCGCGGCCGCUCUGCCACGUCCACCACCGCUACUGCAGCACAUCCCAACCCAGAGGAACUCCUUUCCCCUGAUCGCUUCUCGGUAGACUCGACUCUGCGCCGACGCAUAACGCGAUCGCACACGGUAAAACACUACCAGUCCCCCACGCGCCCAUACCAGCAUCAAGAACCAGGUGCUGAGCCGGGUGUCGACACCAAAAAUGAGACGGAUGGCGCCAACUACCACCAUCUCUAUGCGCGCUGCCAGAUUACCGUUGUAGACUUCUCCGACGAGCGCGUCGAGUGCCAUGAACUGGAUAAUGAUACAUUGGAGGACUUUCUCAACUACCCAAAGGAAGACUGGGUAGCAUGUCGCUGGAUCAACGUCAAUGGCUUGUCCUGGGACGUGAUUCGUACCCUGGGAAACCACAAGCAGCUGCAUAGGCUGGCCAUUGAGGAUUUGAUGAGCACGCAGAGUAGGACCAAGGUCGACUGGUACUCUGAUCAAGCCUUCUUGCUUCUGACUCUGUCCAAACUUGUCCGGACGCCGAUGGACGAGGAUUCCGAGAGCGAUUCCGACUCCGACUCUGACGACAGCGAACGACGACGGCACAAGGCUCGCUCACGGUCUCGCUCACGACACCCGCAGAAGAAGAAACCCAAGAAGUCAUCGCUCUUCAAGACAGCAAAGAACCUACUCUUCCCCAAGAGCGAAGCCAAGAAGCAGAAAAGCCAAGAUGAGAUGAUGAGCACAUUAGACGGGCUAGAGAAACAGCUCGACGGCACACCGUUUGAGAAAGUCAAGAUAUCCACUCCACCAGCAACAACCGCUGUACGCACCCUCCAACGAUAUCGCGGCGGCUACAACCUCGACCGAAUCGUCUACCUCGAACAACACUCCGCCCUCACUGAAAAGCACCUAACCGUCAGCGUCGAACAAGUCAGCAUCUUCCUCCUCGCCGACAACUCCGUAAUCUCCUUCUUCGAGCACUCGGCCGACGACGUCGAAGACAUGAUCCUCAAGCGCCUCCGAACCGAAGACACGAUCCUGCGCCGCAGCCAAGACAGCAGCAUGAUCGUGCAAGCCAUCAUCGACGCCAUUGUUGAUCUCGCAAUCCCCGUCGUAGCCGCCUACGAAGACGCGAUGGGCGAGCUAGAACUCGACGUCUUGGAAGACCCUGAAUUGCACCACUCGCAACUCCUCUACCUGCUCACUUCGGAAUUAUCCAUCUUGCGAAACACCAUCCAACCCAUUGUCUCGCUCAUCAACUCCCUCCGUGACCACAAGGCCGAUCCCAUGGCCCAGGCCAUGACAGCCAUGAAUAUGAGCCAGAGUACCACGAAUUUGGCGACCCGCAAGACCAUGUCUAGUAUCAACAUUUCCCCCUUGGCACACACGUACUUGGGCGACGUAGAAGACCACUGCAUCAUGAUAACCGCGUCGCUCGACCAAAUGCGGCGCGCAGCCGAUAACCUCAUCGACCUCAUCUUCAACAUGAUGGGUGCCUUUCAAAACGAAUCCAUGAAGAUACUCACCGCUGUCACCAUUUUCUUCCUGCCCCUGACCUUCCUCGUCGGAUACUUUGGUCAAAACUUUGAACGCUUUUCCGGUGUCCAGCAUCAUUCGGAUGCGUUUUUCUGGAUUAUUGCCGUCCCCGUCAUGGUUGUUACGCUCGUUGUGCUCAUGGCAGAUCGUAUUCUGAGAAAGUUUAGACAUUGGAGUGGCAAGUUGAAGAGGCGGGAGGCGAAACGUAGGGCGGUUAGGAAGGGCAAGGUGCGUGCGAAUGGCAUUUUGGGCGAUGGCAUUGGGUUGAGCAAUGGAGUCCAAGGGUCGAAAGGGAUGAGCCAGGGGCAGGGCAUGAGGCAUAAGAGGAGGCAGACUAUGUAUAGUAAGGGGAAUAUUGGGUCGUUCUAA
Messenger RNA from Alternaria atra, 2034 nucleotides. RefSeq lists its product as uncharacterized. Gene Ontology annotation, cellular component: membrane. The transcript has a single exon. The coding region runs from base 1 to 2034 and encodes 677 amino acids. The record is from RefSeq and is a predicted model, not a curated record. Gene Ontology annotation, molecular function: cobalt ion transmembrane transporter activity; magnesium ion binding; cobalt ion binding. NCBI's taxonomy places the organism in Eukaryota, Fungi, Ascomycota, Dothideomycetes, Pleosporales, Pleosporaceae. Gene Ontology annotation, biological process: metal ion transport; transmembrane transport.